Messenger RNA from Drosophila kikkawai, 372 nucleotides. The record is from RefSeq and is a predicted model, not a curated record. Lineage: Eukaryota; Metazoa; Arthropoda; Insecta; Diptera; Drosophilidae.
AUGAAAGUCAUAAGCAUUUUGAGCGGACUCCUCCUUGUGGCAGCCUGCCUUUUGAGGAGCAGCGAGGCGGUGUCCUGCACCCCUGAUCCUAGCGUCGCAGGAUGCAUCGACUGCACCGAUUCCGCCAACGCUUCGGAACCGGAUUGCAUUGCUGACACGGCAGCCAACGCCGCUGCCGCCACUCCGGCUACCCCAUCCGAUUCCGCCACACCCUCGAGCUCAAGUGGAAGCAGCAGCAAUGCAAACAGCGCUGCGGCCAGAAGGCGGGCUGCCAGGAGAAGGGCGGCCGCCAGAAGGAAACGCGCAGCCGCCGCACGGAGGAGGGCCGCCAGAAGGAGGGCUGCCCGUAGGCGCCAGAACCGUUCCGGUUAG